AUGUCACUCUGGCAGACCGCACCAGAAGCAUUCAGGCAUUUCGAAGAGUUCAGUACAGUUAUUGUGCAACUACUCCGUAGUGGAAACUCGCGGCGAAAAUCGAAUCGCCCAAACGUGACCCCUCCCGUCGCCCUCGCUUUCCUUUCCCUCGCUUCCGCUCUCUGUCGCCCGCGUCGUCGCCAUCGCUUCCGCAGCUCGUCGCGUUCGCGACCCCAACCCGUCGCGUUCGCUCCGCCCGUCGCCUUCACUCCCCCCCUUCCCCCCCCUCUUCCGUUGCCUUCAUUUCCCCCUCCCGUCGCCUUCGUUUCCCCCUCCCGUCGCCCUCACUUCCUCUCCCGUUGCCUUCAUUUCCCCCUCCCGUCGCCUUCACUUCCCCCUCUCGUCGCCUUCAUUUCCCCCUCCCGUCGCCUUCAUUUCCCCCUCCCGUCUCCUUCAUUUCCCCCUCCCGUCGCCCUCACUUCCCCUUCCCGUCGCCUUCACUUCUCCCCUCCGAUGCCUUUGAUUCCCCCUCCCGUCGCCUUCUACGCCUGCCGCACUCGCUUUCCCGCCCGUCACACUCGCUUCCCCACCCGUCACCUUCACUUCCCCUCCCAUUGCCUUUCACUCUCUCCUGCUCCCUCUCUUUCCCCCUGCUCACUCUCUCCCCCCCCCCCCCCACUCACUCUCUUUCCCCCUGCUCACUCGCUUCCCCCCGCCUCAUUCUCUUUCCCUCUGCUCACUCCUCUUGUUCUCACCCCGCUUUCCCCAUUUCUCACCCAUUUUCCCCCUUCACGCUCUCUUUCUCUCUCUCCCCCCGUCGCCCUCCCUUCCACUCCUCGUUGCCCUUGCCAUCCCUCCCUUCUCCCUUCCCAUCUCGCACACUUGUCACGCCCCCUUUCCAACCCGCACAUACACCCUUCCCUUCUUCCCUGUUUCCCCGUAUCCCCUGCGCUGCUUCCCACCAUCCUCCGACUUGCUCCCCCCAUCCCCUUCCCUACUUCCCCCUUCCCCUCCCCUGCUUCCCCCUUCCCCUCCCCUGCCUCCCCCCAUCCCCUUCCCUGCUUCCCCCCAUCCCCUUCCCUGCUCCCCCCCAUCCCCAUCCCUGCUUCCCCCCAUUUCCUUCCCUGCUUCCCCCCAUCUCCUUCCCUCCUUCCGCCUGUGCCCUCUCCUACCUCCCAACAUCCGCUUCCCUGCUUCCCCCCUUUCCCUUCACUGCUCCCCCUCAUCCUCUUCCCUGCUUCCCCCCAUCUCCUUCCCUGCUUCCCCCCAUCCCCUUCCGUGCUCCCCCUAAUUCCCAUCCCUGCUUCCCCCCAUCUCCUUCCCUGCUUCCCCCCAUCCCCUUCCCUCCUUCCCCCCAUCCCCUUCCCUGCUCCCCCUCAUCCCCAUCCCUGCUUCCCCCCAUCCCCUUCCCUCCUUCCCCCCAUCCCUUUUCCUGCUCCCCCUCAUCCCCAUCCUUGCUUCCCCCCAUCUCCUUCCCUGCUUCCCCCCAUCCCCUUCCCUCCUUCCGCCUAUGCCCUCCCCUGCCUCCCCCCAUCCCCUUCCCUGCUUCCCCCCUUCCCCUUCCCUGCUCCCCCCCGUCCCCUUCCCUCCUUCCCCCCGUCCCCUCCCUUGCCUCCCCCCAUCCCCUUCACUGCUUCUUCCCAACCCCUUCCCUGCUCCCCCCCAACCCCUUCCCUGCUCCCCCCCAUCCCCUUCCCUGCUUCCCCCCAUCUCCUUCCCUGCUUCCCCCUAUCUCCUUCCCUACUUCCCCAAAGCGUGGGCGACGGUUCGAGCUGCGUGGGCGACGAUGGGGGGAAGCUUGGCCGACGAUGGGAGGAAGCGGGGGCGAUAAGCGGGGAAGCGUGA
Molecule: messenger RNA, 1824 nt
Organism: Closterium sp. NIES-65
Lineage: Eukaryota; Viridiplantae; Streptophyta; Zygnematophyceae; Desmidiales; Closteriaceae
Source: the annotation of a GenBank genome assembly